This is a messenger RNA of Desarmillaria tabescens, 657 nucleotides long. RefSeq lists its product as uncharacterized. Bases 1 to 657 code for a protein of 218 amino acids. The transcript has 2 exons. The record is from RefSeq and is a predicted model, not a curated record. Lineage: Eukaryota; Fungi; Basidiomycota; Agaricomycetes; Agaricales; Physalacriaceae.
AUGGUGUUCUUCACUCUACUUCCCCUUCUGCUCCUGAACUGCAUCGUGGCGAGAGAGUUGUUCAACCAUACCAUUGAUGAUACGCUCGGGGAUGAGCUGACUGGGUUCCAAGUAGACUAUAGUUCGGCCAGUCAACCUUCGAACGGGAGCGAACUCGUGUGGAAGAACGCCUCCCAUUGCAACGAUUGCCCCGUUGUGCUGGACCACUCAUUGGCGAUGAACGGCACAUGGACUGGGGUCACAUACUAUCCAUCUCUGGGAAAUACAACCGCUCGGCUUUCAUUCCGUGGCUCUGCGAUAUAUGUCUACCUCAUCAUCUCGAACUAUCCAAAGAGCACGGGAGUUGUGAGCGAUGCGAUAUGUGAUUUCCGAAUGGACGGAGAAGUCGUAGGAAGCUAUAGCCAUAAUUCUGACGGGACAUAUCAAUUUGAAUACGAUGUUCUGGCAUAUAGCAAUGCAUCUUUGAGCGACGAAUAUCAUACGUUGCUCAUAGAGACUACGGGGACGGAGCCGUCAUAUAUUGUUUUUGAUUAUGUGGUUUAUACGUACGUCCUUGGCAUGAUCACUCGAUUUCGUGCUCACUUCUUGAAGGAACACUCAGUCGUCUAUCCUGCUGCCAAGCUUGUCCACAAAACAAGGUUCAGUUAUUUCGAGUAA